Molecule: messenger RNA, 1245 nt
Organism: Camelina sativa (false flax)
Lineage: Eukaryota; Viridiplantae; Streptophyta; Magnoliopsida; Brassicales; Brassicaceae
Source: RefSeq, a predicted model, not a curated record
AUGGUGGGAGAUAUUGAAGACGAGAAGCAUCCUCGUACUCUCCUCAAGACUUGUUUUGAUGUUGUGGUUGGUGAUAAAGUAUCCUCCAGGGAUCUUGAACAAGGCAAGCCGCCUGUGGGAUGUUCAAGAGAAAUCCCAAUGGAUCUCCUCAUGGAUAUUCUUUCGAGAGUUCCAGCAAAGUCUAUAGCUAGGUUUCGUUGCGUAUCAAAACUCUUGCAAUCUUUUCUUUGCAGUCCUUAUUUCGCGGACUUGUUCUUGACGAAGACUCUUUCAGUUUCACCCCUGCUCCUUUUCACCGUUGAAGAUAAUGGCAAGUUAUUCUUCUUCUCUUCACCUCUCCCUCAGAAUCCAGAUGACAAUAAUACCUAUCUUGUACCCACCCGUUACCAAGUUCAAUAUAAGAACUGUCCCGCAGAUUUUUCGUUUGAGAUCGAUUCUCCUCUUUGUGGAUUUAUCUGCCAUCGAGAUAAGGGGAGUGAAGAUACUUUAGUUGUUUGUAACCCAGUCACAGGGCAGUCUGUAACUCUACCCAAAGUGGAAUUGAAGAGUGUUGAUCAUACUAAGACGACAAUACCUUAUUUAGGGUAUGAUCCGAUUCAUAAACAGUUAAAAGUGUUGCGCAUCAAGUCGGGCUAUAUCCCUAAUACGUGUGAUGAGCAUCAAGUUCUGACGUUGGACUCGGGAAAACAUUUAUGGAGGAAAGUCCAAUGCAAACCCCAUUAUCCUAUAUCAAAUGGAAUAUGCGUUGAUGGUAUUUUGUAUUAUACAGCUAUAUUCUAUAGGCCAAUCAGAGUUUUCAUGAUAGCGUGCUUUGAUGUUGUGUCUGAGAAGUUUAGCUUUAUCAACAUAGAUGAAUCCAUGUCAAUGACUGCUUCUUGUACUUUGAUCAACUACAAGGGUAAAUUAGGUACACUUCAGUUUGGUUUUCUCUCUCAAAGUCAUCUUGAGUUGUUGGUUCUUGAAGAUGCUGAGAAAUAUAUUUGGACCGAAUAUAGCUACACAUUGCCUCUUUUGUGGAACGACAAUUUUGAGCGUAUAGAAUUAGUUAUUGUUGGAAUGUCUAGUGGAGGUGAAGUUGUCUUGUCACCCUGCAGCUACUGUCCAGUAGACGCAUUUUACAUAUAUUACUUCAACCUUGAGAGUAAGAGUCUCACAAGUGUUCCAAUUCAACAAAGUCUUGCAAUGUUUAAGGGCAAGAGACUUUACACCUCUCUAGACUAUGCUGAGAAUUUGAAACUUAUCUAA